AAAGGAAAAAGUACCUCCCGGCGGCGGGUCAAACGACAACUCCGUCAUCUAAAACCCUAACCUUAACCCUAACCCUAACCCUAACCAAAACCUUCAACCAAUGGCCGGAGGUCGAUUCCGCGAGCUCUUAAACAAAUACGGCAAGGUCGCUCUCGGCGUCCACCUCUCCGUAUCCGCCGCAAGCAUCACCGGCCUCUACAUCGCCAUUAAAAACAACCUCGACGUUGAAUCGGCGUUAGAAAAGGUCCGAUUUAAGCAGCUGGAAUCGAUCCUCGAAAAAGUCGGUAUGGCUGGACCUAAAGAAGAAGAAUCAGAUGCUGAUAUUUCAAAUCCGAAAUCGAAGCAGAGGAAUCGGACGGCGGAGCUGGUGGCGUCGAGCGGCGGAGCGUUGGCGCUGGCGGUUCUGUGUAAUAAGGCUCUGUUUCCGGUUAGGGUUCCGAUUACGAUUGCGGUUACUCCGCCGGUUGCUAGGUUUUUGGCCAGGAGACAGAUUAUUAAAAGCUGAUUAUUAUAUUUUGUUUAUUUAUGAUUAAAUGUUAUGAGAUUUGUGAAUUAUUGUUGUUAGAUGUUAAAGUUGAGUGUUUUUGUAUAAUAUGAAUAAUGAUGAAUGCAAGAUGAAUUUGUGUUUAGUGAUGGCA
Molecule: messenger RNA, 638 nt
Organism: Helianthus annuus (common sunflower)
Lineage: Eukaryota; Viridiplantae; Streptophyta; Magnoliopsida; Asterales; Asteraceae
Exons: 1
Coding region: 101-505 (134 amino acids)
Cellular component (GO): mitochondrion
Source: RefSeq, a predicted model, not a curated record